AUGGCCUUCAUCGGGUUCCUGGGGACCAUCAUGAUCUGUGCCCUGCCCGUGUGGAAGGUCCCUGCCAUUGUCGGAGCCAACAAUGUAACCACCCAGGUGUUCUGGGAGUGGUUAUGAAUGAACUGUGUGAUCCAGACCAUAGGCCACAUGCAGAGCAGAGUCAACAAUUUUCUCCUGGCCUUACCCCAGGAAACGAAGGCCUCCCGGGCUCUCUGUCUCCAUCGGGUUCAGUGUGCUCUCCAUCGGCCUGACCGUGGUCGGUGCGCGCUGCACCAACUUCCGAGACUACUGCUUAGCAUUGCGGUGGGCGCAGUGUUAUCCUUGUCAGCUGAUCGGCACACACCAUCAUCCAGGGGUUCUGCCACCCAGGAGAGGAGAGCUGGGGUGUCCAUCUAUGUAGGCUGGGUGGCUGGAGCUCAGCUCAUCAUUGGAGGGAGGAGAAGGACAUUAGUUAUGGAUGACAAAAAAGAGAGGAUCUCAAAAGCUAUCCUUGUCCUGGAUUGA
Messenger RNA from Coregonus sp. 'balchen', 504 nucleotides. The record is from the annotation of a GenBank genome assembly. NCBI's taxonomy places the organism in Eukaryota, Metazoa, Chordata, Actinopteri, Salmoniformes, Salmonidae.